Molecule: messenger RNA, 1774 nt
Organism: Dreissena polymorpha
Lineage: Eukaryota; Metazoa; Mollusca; Bivalvia; Myida; Dreissenidae
Exons: 6
Coding region: 49-996 (315 amino acids)
Source: RefSeq, a predicted model, not a curated record
UCUAGUUUCUCUCAGGAUUUUAGGGACAACAAUUUUGACGUGGAAAGGAUGCUGAACAAAAUAUCAGUUAUGAGGAUCAUAAUUCUUGUUCACCUAUUGGUAACGAAACAAUAUCAUGCGGGUAAAGCGCCAACGUUAACUUCUUUAAUAAAAUUUGAAGAAUGCCAGACGGAAAACUUGGGGCACGUGUUUCUAGUUGGAAAGGAUGUCAGCCUACGCAAGUGUGCAGCGCAUUGCUCGAAGAAGGACUGGUGUAAAGGUUUAGCGUUUGUAAAGAAUCUGAUGUUGUGCAGUCUUUACAACAAUAUGACCUCAUGGGAGAAAAUGCAAAGCACUCGAGGCGAUUGUGCCGUAAUCUACAAAGCUAAUCUAACAGGAAUAAACUUUGCUGAUGUUGAACUGGAGAAACUUAACGAGUGCGAUGAAUUCGUCAGUGUGGCUAACGGAAUCGUUCUUGGAAACAUGAACAGGGAGGGCAACCGGAAGCAGGUGGUUUGUAACGAAUGGUUUAAAAUAGAAAGCGGCGGAAGUGACAUAAGUCAAUGUAGAAAUGGGACAUGGGCACCAAAACCAAAAUGUGUCCAAGCAUGCAAAGACGGUUGGACACUAUUUGGGAAUUCAUGCUACUACUUAGCGGAAAACAAAAUGACAGCCGAUGAAGCAAAGAAUGCGUGUAAAUCAGUCGGUGGGACACUUCUGACAUGGACAACAGAUCACGACAAGGAAUUCCUUGACUCUAUUCGAGGUGAUGGGUUAUGGACGGGAUGGACUGCAUGGACUGUAUGGCGAACAGAGAGCAAUCAAAUUCAGAACAUGUACACAAACGAGAUUAUCAGUUGGGAUCAGUGCCAUCACGGUCGUCAAACCCCGAGCGAUGAUCAUAAGUGCAUAGCCGUACACAUUCAAUUUGGUUUGACGAAGCCUUGUUUGCAUUUUGAAACCUGCAGUAACCAAUGGAAGACUGCUUGCAAGCAUGAUUUGGUACACACAAAUUAACAAAAUUUCAGUCUAAGUGCUCUUUGAAUAUCCACUUAGUUCGUUAUAAUCAAGUUUUGUGUUACACAUAAUUAACAUGAGAGCCUUGAAUUUGAUGCAAUCAUUAUACAGAAAUUUGAUAUUGUACCUUCGUAUAAUUGUUAAUUAUGUCAUUAUGUUAAUCGUUGCAUUUACAAAAUAUUGUUUGAUACUGAUGAUAUAAAUAUUCUCAAAUGAAACAUAAACCCAUACUAUUUGUCACGCUUAAUUCAAUGAUACAGCUGUAUGUCAAUGAUUUUAAUUGGAGAGUUAAAUUCUCCAGUACACGAACUUAUUUAUAUAAACAAAAAAAUAUUUAAUGGAAUGGAUCGUAAACGCAGCUCGUUUCUGUCGUUAUUUUAGUUAUGAAAAUGUUUAAGAAUCUUAGUACCUAUUUUACGUUGUUGCUUCAUUUAAAAGGAACACUGGAAACAUGUUUUCUUUCAUACAAUUGAUUUUUAAUUAUUAUAUAAUAAAAAAUGAAAAUAAUAUGUCAGGAAUAUCACAAUAUAAACAUGAUCAUGAUUUCAUUUAAAUUUUUUGUUACAUUAAAUAUUCUUGAAAAAAAUAAUUAAGUAUGUGUUGAAAUGCAAUGUCACAAAGGAUGAAAACCAUGUGUUACCAGCCCAUUGAGUGUUUUGCAUGUAUAACCAAUCUUGCAUCUGGUAUAAAGUGUAUUGUGUUUUGGGGCACACAUAUUUAGGUAUGUUUAUAGAGAAACAAUGUUGUUGAUCAAAUGAAAUAAACUAUCGCCAUUAUG